ACAACAUAGAAGGUUCUAGAAAGUUCACAGAAUCGGAAUCAAGUGGAACGGUAUCAUGUGAUACUGACGCUAUAGUAGUAGACGUGGAUCCUAAGCCACAAAACGUGAUUAAUAGUUUAGAAUCGGAAGAAGUGAUAGCAGAUGCACAAUCAACAAUAGAGCUAAGGAAACAGUAUAAAAAAUAUAAAGAAGCCAAAAGACAUAAACAAGAAAGGUCAGGUGGUAAUAAUCCGAAUAAAAACUACACUGAUAAAGAGCAGGAUAUCAAAGGCAGUGAGGAAUUAGAUGUUUUGGUGCAAGAUAUUGCAGCUGCAGAAGUAUCAAAUAAUACGAUACAGCAAACCAAAAUAAGCACGGACCUACAACAAGAUGAGCCAGACGACCAAUUGGAUCCAAAAGAAGUAAUUCAACAGACACAGAAACAUAUAGAGAGCACGAAUAUAAAUAUGUUAAAUGUUGAUUAUAAAUAUGUACAAACACAAGCGAAAGAGAGUAACAUGGUGGAACAA
Molecule: messenger RNA, 509 nt
Organism: Racocetra fulgida
Lineage: Eukaryota; Fungi; Glomeromycota; Glomeromycetes; Diversisporales; Gigasporaceae
Source: the annotation of a GenBank genome assembly